Toxotes jaculatrix (banded archerfish) is the source of this 945-nucleotide messenger RNA. Its product is annotated as ceramide-1-phosphate transfer protein-like. Bases 1 to 945 code for a protein of 314 amino acids. The record is from RefSeq and is a predicted model, not a curated record. Gene Ontology annotation, cellular component: cytoplasm; cytosol; membrane. Gene Ontology annotation, biological process: intermembrane lipid transfer; ceramide transport. Gene Ontology annotation, molecular function: ceramide 1-phosphate binding; ceramide 1-phosphate transfer activity. The transcript has 6 exons. Lineage: Eukaryota; Metazoa; Chordata; Actinopteri; Toxotidae.
AUGGUUUUCCUCAGACGGACGCUGCUGCUUCAUUACCUGCUGCUGUCGGCCAUGUUGGCUCUGCUCCUCUUCAUCAGCUCCUUCUGGCUACCUCAGGGUGGAGGCAGUGACUGCGGCACCGCCUGGCAGCCAUGUUUGAAUUUUUACCGCCAAACACCUGAGCCUCCGUUGGUCCCUGAGGAGUGGGUGGAGCCUGAGGGGCCCCCGCCCGUCCUGAAGGAGUGUCCCGGCCAGUCCUUCCAGGCCUGGCGUCUGCUGCUGUAUUUAAAGUCCAGUCUGUCAGAUGAUGAUGAUGAUGAUGAUAUCCUGCUGGAGCCGUACCUGCAGAGCUGGGAUCAGCUCCUCAGCUUCAUGGAGUCUCUCGGGACCAUGGUCAGUUUCUUCUCUCAGAAGGUGAAUGAAAAGGUCGCACUCAUACGAGACCUGUCACUCAGACAUGGUGCAGAGGCUCAUGGGAAACGUGGUCCAGCUGACCAGUCCAGGCUACAAACCCCGGCAUCGUUUGGACUGAAACAGGGGGUGUACCGCUCGCUCCGGUCCAUGGUGGAGGCGGAGCUGAAAGCGGGUGCGGUCGACUUCUCCCGCCGCACGGACUCUGGCUGCAGGACGCUGCUGAGGCUGCACCGGUCUCUGCUGUGGCUGAAGCUGAUGCUGGAGGGUUUGGCUGAAGGACCGGACGCACACGGACGCUACAAAACCCCCGGUGAGCUGAGCAGGGACGCCUACAGGGUGGCGCUGGCCCCCCACCACCACUGGAUGCUCCGGCAGGCCGCAGAGAUGGUCUUCCUCGCGCUCCCGGACAGACAGCACUUCCUGCGGCUCGUGUGCGUGCAGGACCAGCGCGAGGCCACGCCCGUCCUGCGCAUCAUCAUCCGCGCCCUGACGCUGGUGCACGCGCGAACUCAGCGGAUACUGUCCGAGCACGACAUGCUGCAGCUGCCGUGA